Messenger RNA from Habropoda laboriosa, 1188 nucleotides. Its product is annotated as phospholipase A1-like. Gene Ontology annotation, molecular function: lipase activity. The record is from RefSeq and is a predicted model, not a curated record. Gene Ontology annotation, biological process: lipid metabolic process. Bases 1 to 1188 code for a protein of 395 amino acids. Lineage: Eukaryota; Metazoa; Arthropoda; Insecta; Hymenoptera; Apidae. The transcript is spliced from 7 exons.
AUGGUGCCUUUUAUAAUAGUGUUUGUUAAACUGGCCUUACUCUCUGUAGUAUGUAAUCACGUAUUAAAAGAAAAUUCGCAAUCAAAUCAGGUGGAUUGUUUCGGUUUGGGGAAAACCUUGGCUGCAACUUUGGAAUGGUUCUUUAUCAACAAACCAAAUGGAACGGACGCUAUGGAUGUUCAGUUUCAUCUCUCUUCGAGAAAACAGCGACAACGUGUUGAGGUAAUGAUCGGUAAACAGUUUGGUUUGGAGUGGACGGACUUUAAAAUCGAACGGAGAACGGUCAUAGUUGUCCAUGGAUUUUUAUCGCACGGUCAACAGUGGUGGAUUAGCGACAUGGAGAAAGCAUUCCUCGAAUGGGGUGAUGUUAAUGUCGUGGUUGUAGAUUGGAAUAUCGGAGGUAAUACUUGGAACUACUACAAAGCGGCGGUUAACACGAGAAUAGUGGGCUAUCGACUCGCAAGAUUUUUAGAACACGUAGAGAAUAGAACAAGUGUCGAAGGUACUUCAAACAGCAGUAGCUGGGGACCGUUAUAUUUCGUGGGCCAUAGUCUCGGAGCACACAUUUGCGGAUUUGCUGCGAAAGAGUUGAAAAGAAGGCAGAGUAAAUGGAAAGUGGAAAGGAUAACGGGUUUGGAUCCUGCACAACCUUGUUUCAAGAGUGCCGACACCACCGUGAAACUUCACAAAUCCGAUGCACCCUUCGUUGACAUUAUACAUACCAAUGGUAGAUUACUUUCUCAGAUCGGAUUAGGUUUACCUGAAACAAUAGGUCACGUUGAUUUUUAUCCUAACGGCGGCAGAAGCCAACCUGGGUGCAUAAGAACCGAUGCUUCGUAUUUUGAGUAUUUACCUAUUCCUCUUGCAGCAAUUAAUAGGUCUAUAUGCAGUCAUGGACGUUCGUACGUUUACUUGACGGAAUCAUUGGCGUCCAAUGUUAAAGGCAAUUGCAGUUUCUGGGCGCAUCAUUGGGACUUGUCGUAUCGAAAUUUGUUGCAAAUAGCGAAAGAAUCUUGCAACAAAAGUAUUUGCACCGAAAUGGGCAUAAACGCGAUAAAUUAUCCUCAACGCGGAACGUUCUUUGUCGCUACUUCCAACAGUCCACCGUUUUGUAUUAACGACACACGUAUACUCGACGAGGUGAUAAUUCAAUUAGAAAAGGAUUACGUGGACGAACUUGACGAUUGA